CGAUCAGUGAUGUUCAGUGAUAUAUCCAUAGACUUCUCUCCGGAAGAGUGGGAAUACCUGGACUUGGAACAGAAGGAUUUGUACAGAGAUGUGAUGUUAGAGAACUACAGCAACUUGGUCUCACUGGGAUGCUUCAUUUCUAAACCAGAUGUGAUUUCCUUAUUGGAGCAAGGAAAAGAGCCUUGGAAAGUUGUGAGGAAAAGAAGAGGACAAUGUCCAGAUUUGCAGACCAAGUAUGAGGCCAAGAAGUUGUCUUUAGAAAAUGACAUUUAUGAAAUAAAUUUAUCCCAGUGGAAGAUAAUGGAAAGAAUUAAAAACCAUGGCCUUAAGGGUCUCAUUUUAAAAAAUGAUUGGGAAUCCAAAGAAAAAAUUGAAAGACAAGAGAGACCUCUAGAAAGAUACUUCAGUAAUGUGAAAAUGCCAUCUGAAAAAGUAUCCUGUUACCAAAAACGCACGUCUGCUACUGCACAUCAGAGACUUCAUUUUGUCGAUAAACCCUAUGAAUGUAAGGAAUGUGGGAAGGCGUUCAGAGUGCGCCAACAGCUUACUUUUCAUCACAGAAUUCAUACUGGUGAAAAACCCUAUGAAUGUAAGGAAUGUGGGAUGGCCUUCAGACAGACUGCACACCUUACUCGACAUAAGAGACUUCAUUCUGGUGAAAAACUCUACCAAUGUAAGGAAUGUGAGGAAGCUUUCAUAUGUGGUGCCGAUCUUAGAGUACAUCAGAAAAUGCAUAUUGGUGAGAAGCCCUAUGAAUGUAAAGAAUGUGGGAAGGCUUUUAGGGUACGAGGACAACUUACUCUGCAUCAGAGGAUUCAUACUGGUGAGAAACCCUAUGUCUGUACAGAGUGUGGGAAGGCCUUUAGACAGUAUGCACACCUGACUCGGCAUCAGAAGCUUAAUAGUGCUGACAGGUUCUAUGAAUGCAAAGAAUGUGGGAAAGCCUUUUUGUGUGGCUCUGGUCUUAGAGUACAUCACAAACUUCAUACUGGUGAGAAACCCUAUGAAUGUAAGGAAUGCGGGAAGGCCUUUAGAGUGCGACAACAACUAACACUCCAUCAGAGAAUUCAUACUGGGGAGAAACCCUAUGAAUGUAAGGAAUGUGGAAAGACCUUUAGUCGUGGUUAUCAUCUUAUUCUCCAUCACAGAAUUCAUACUGGUGAAAAACCUUAUGAAUGUAAGGAAUGCUGGAAGGCCUUUAGUCGUUACUCACAACUUAUUUCACAUCAGAGUAUUCAUAUUGGUGUUAAGCCCUAUGACUGUAAGGAAUGCGGGAAGGCCUUUAGACUACUUUCACAACUCACACAGCAUCAGAGUAUUCAUAUUGGUGAGAAACCCUAUAAAUGUAAGGAAUGUGGGAAGGCCUUUAGAUUGCGCCAAAAGCUUACUCUACAUCAGAGCAUUCAUACUGGCGAAAAACCCUUUGAGUGUAAGGAAUGUAGGAAGGCCUUUAGACUUAAUUCAUCCCUUAUUCAGCAUCUGAGAAUUCAUUCUGGUGAGAAACCCUAUGAAUGUAAGGAAUGUAAGAAGGCCUUUAGGCAACAUUCACACCUUACCCAUCAUCUGAAAAUUCAUAAUGUAAAAAUAUAAGAAAGUGUUUUCAACUUCUGUGUUACAGAACAUUCUAUGAAUGUAGUAAUUAAUCUCUUUUGAUCCCUACAUGCAACUGAUUUGGCAUAAGAGGUUUUAUACUAUUAGAAGAGUAUGAUAAUGUAAUAUAUUCCAUCAUCAUUCAAACCUGAAACUUCAGCACAUUUGUUCUAAAAAGUAAUCCUGUUAUAAGAAAUGUGAGAAAGACACCGUCAUCCCUAUCCCAUCACUUUGUGUCGUCCUGGACAAGAUGCUUAACUGCUCUGUGCUAUAAUUUUUUUAAUUUAUGAAAUGGUCAUAUAAGAGUGCAGCAAUUUGAUACUCUUCUGAUCAAGAGGUGAAUUUAUAUCCCCUCUGUUGUAUAUAGGCAGACUGUGACUGCUUUGCCCUGUAGAAUAUGGUAGAUGUAGUGCUGUGCUGGUUUCUUGACUCAGACUUUACCAUACUAAUAGAGUUACUUCAUCUCAUGAAAUGAGAGAAAUGUCAUGUCCCAAAGUCUGGCCACCUUCCUGAAGAGACCACAUGGAGAAGCCCUGACACUACGUAGUGAGGGAGAGGCAUCCUGCUGAACCCUGUUUUCUUGACAUCCACCAAGACACCAGAGAUUGGAGUAAAAUUUUGGAUGCACCAGACCAGCUACCAGCUAAAUGCCACUGAGUGACUUGGUGACCUCAACUGAUGCCAUGUAGAAUGGAAGAACUGACUGACCAGCUGAGCCCCUGCCCAAAUUUCUGACCCACAGAAACAUGAGAUAUGAUAAAAUGGUUUUUGUUUUAAGCCAC
Molecule: messenger RNA, 2372 nt
Organism: Cebus imitator (Panamanian white-faced capuchin)
Lineage: Eukaryota; Metazoa; Chordata; Mammalia; Primates; Cebidae
Gene: ZFP82
Product: ZFP82 zinc finger protein
Exons: 3
Coding region: 10-1590 (526 amino acids)
Biological process (GO): negative regulation of transcription by RNA polymerase II
Molecular function (GO): DNA-binding transcription repressor activity, RNA polymerase II-specific
Source: RefSeq, a predicted model, not a curated record